GAGUCUGAGACCAGCAUGUCCUGUGUUCUCAACCAGGACUGCAUUUUACCAUGUCAGUUCAGGAAUCGGGUCACCAACAUGACAUGGGAGCGUGAAAAAUCUCUGAUUGUAAGUUAUGACCAGGGUAACAUCACAUACUCUGAGAGCUUCAGAUCCAGAGCGUCACUGUUUGAGGAUCAGAUCUCCAGAGGAAACGGCGACCUGCUGCUGAGAGGAGUGAAGGUUGAUGAUGAGGGAGGAUAUCUGUGCACUGCAAAGAUAAAUGGCAGCUAUUAUAGACAUUAUGUUGACCUUACAGUAGAAGCUCCAGUCUCUGACAUCAGAAUCCAUCAGGAUGGAAACAGGAUCACCUGCAGCUCAGAGGGGAUCUACCCUCAACCUGAACUCACCUGGUCCACUGAGCCUCCAUCCAACACGACUCUGCAGAACAGAACCACAGUCCAUCAGACUGAGGAGAAGCUUUAUGACAUCAGCAGCUCUCUGACGGUUCCAGAUGAAAAUCCAGGUUUGGUCUACACCUGUAAUAUCAGGACUCGGAGGAACUGGAGAAGAGAAACUUUAAAUAGACCAGAUGUUCUAACUGGGGUCUGUAUUCUCAAUAAGGCCUGCAUUAUACCAUUUCGGUUCAAGAACAGUAUCACCUCCAUCACAUGGGAACGUGUGUAUCCACCAUCUCUGCUUGUAAAGUCUAACCAGACUAACUUCAGCUACUCUAAGAGCUUCAGAGGCAGAGCGUCACUGUUUGAGGAUCAGAUGAUUACAGGAAACGGCUCACUGCUGCUGAGUGGAGUGAAGCUUGAUGAUAAGGGAGAAUAUAAGUAUUCUGCACAGAUAAACGGGAUCCAUUAUUCUAUUUAUUAUCUCAUUGGAGUACAUGCUCCAGUCUCUACAUUCAGAAUCCAUCAGGAUGGAAACAGGAUCACCUGCAGCUCAGAGGGGAUCUACCCUCAACCUGAACUCACCUGGUCCACUGAGCCUCCAUCCAACACGACUAUGAAUGAAAGUACCAGGAUCCAGAAAACUAAAGAUCAGCUUUAUGACAUCAGCAGCUCUCUGACGGUUCCAGACGGUUCUGAUCCGAUCUACAGCUGCACCAUCAGAGCUCAUUUGGAGUUUGUCGGGACAAGAUGGUGGAGAGCAACUUUAGCUGAACCAGGAGCUGAAGUUACAAUCUGCUGCACUUCCUUAAACAUUUCUACGUCCAGUUUGGUCUGGAGGUUCAACCACCAUCAGAUCAUCCUGACCAAGACUGACAGAAACAUCUCCAACAUCUCAGAGGAGUGGAGGAAACAUGUGAGGAAUGUUUCAGCGUCCGGCAGCCUCACCUUACAGGAUGUGACCUCAGAUCAGGAGGGAGUUUACAGCUGUGAGCUCAGUGAUGAUGAGGAGACGAUUAUAACUCACCUCUAUCUGAGGAGGACUGGAGAGAAUCUGGUGGUUCCUGAACUCAUCAGACGGACGGUGGUUUGUGUUGUGAUUGCAGCAGCAGCAGCUGGAUUCAUAAUGUUCUACAAGAAGAAAAUGGAGGAAAGUGAAGCUCUGCAGCUUUAACCCUUUCAUUCACAUUCAGAGAGUGGUUUUGUUUUAAUGCCAUUCUCACAUUUUACCCGUCAAGAUGAUUCAUGAGCUUUGAUGUAGUUUCACAAAAUGAUCAGCUCUUCAUGUUCUUCAGGUGAUUCUCAUGUUUGGAGACAUUUCUGUUUUUAUUUUUAUGAUGAUUUCAUCUCCUGCCCAGCAGGGGGCGCAGCUAAAUAUAUUCUUUAUAUUCUACCAGCUAAACUUUCUCAGAACUUUAUCAAUAAAAUGUUUAUUUCUGUAUAAAAUGAAUUUUAUUACAUUAAUAGCUGAUAUAUGAGCUUUGAUGUAGUUUAACAAAACAAUUAGUUCUUCAUGUUCUUUUGUUGUUUCUCACAUUUGUAAAUAUUUGUUGUUUUUUUCCUAAAUGUGAUGAUUUUAUAGUUUCAUCUCCUGCCCAGCAGGGGGCGCAGCUAAAUAUAUUCUUUAUAUUCUACCAGUUUCUCAUAGAUGUAUCAAUAAAAUGUUUAUCUCUGAA
Messenger RNA from Xiphophorus hellerii (green swordtail), 2053 nucleotides. RefSeq names its product CD276 antigen-like. The coding region runs from base 16 to 1551 and encodes 511 amino acids. Lineage: Eukaryota; Metazoa; Chordata; Actinopteri; Cyprinodontiformes; Poeciliidae. The transcript has 6 exons. Gene Ontology annotation, biological process: T cell costimulation; immune response; cell surface receptor signaling pathway. Gene Ontology annotation, cellular component: external side of plasma membrane. The record is from RefSeq and is a predicted model, not a curated record.